This is a messenger RNA of Dioscorea cayenensis subsp. rotundata (Guinea yam), 990 nucleotides long. RefSeq lists its product as uncharacterized. Bases 1 to 810 code for a protein of 269 amino acids. The record is from RefSeq and is a predicted model, not a curated record. Lineage: Eukaryota; Viridiplantae; Streptophyta; Magnoliopsida; Dioscoreales; Dioscoreaceae. The transcript is spliced from 6 exons.
AUGUGUGAGUUUGUUUUUUCAUCGUCUUCCUUGAGAGUGCUGAGAUGGGGCUUUGUUAGGCACGAUCGAUGUCUCGGUUUCCAUUUCCUCGGUCUUUUCACUGCGGCAUUCCAUCGAACACCUUGCGUGAUUCUCAACAACCAUCGGAUCACUAGGGCUAGAUUUCCAUGCUCAGCCCUUAGAACCAAUCAAUCACUUCCUGUUCGACCCUUCUCCUCUCUGUCUUUCGAUCCGCUUGCUCUUACCUCUGCUGUUGGGUCUCCUCCCUCGUCUUCUCUUCUUAACUCCAAGUGGAGCCUUGAUCUCCGGCAUAUUUACCUCCUCAAUCUAAUUGCUUGCUCGGCUGCCAUAUCUACAGCAUGGCUAUUCUUCUCAGCAAUUCCAUCCCUUCUGGCUGUCAAGGAGGCAGCAGAGUCACUUGAUAAGUUGCUCAAUGUCACCGCGGAGGAGCUACCAGAUGCCAUGGCUGCAGUGAGAUUGUCUGGGAUGGAGAUUACUGACUUAACUAUGGAGCUCAGUGACUUGGGCCAGGAAAUAACAGAUGCAGUUAGAAGCUCAACCCGAGUUAUUCGUACUGCCGAAGAUAGACUACACUAUUUCACUUCCAUGACACCAACAGUAUCAAUGCAGUUGCAAGAUGACUCUAACAACAGGAUGGACAGUCCAAUUGUGGCUAAAACAGCGAAGAACAUGCGAGAGGGGAUCGCAAAAGGCCGUAUUGUUUUCAGUGUUUUAAUAAAUGUCAUGAAGUUUUCCCGGUGGGCAUUGAACUUCUUUGGUGAUCGACGAAAGAAGAAGCUGUCUGUUUGAAACGUUUUAAUGGUUAUACGUUGAAAGAAUGUUCAUCUACAACCAUGUUACCAGUAAUGUGUGAGAUUGUUAUUUAUUUAUUUCUCUUUAGAAUGUUUUGUUUCUUUGCCAAACAGUGAUUCCAUUAGGUAUGCAUUUGAACAUGAAACAUGAUAACUUGAAUAAUGUACAUUUGUUCAC